CUGCGCUGCUGCAGGCACGUACCACGCAUCCGCUCCCUGCUAUGUGCAGUCCCAAGAGAUCAGAAUUGCUAGUGCGGUGGGACGGCCCUUGAGAACAGCCAUCACAGACAGGAAGAGAAAUAAGAUAUAAAAAAAGGGGAGAGGAACAAGGAGAGGAAUACGAAUAGGCAUAUAGACAUUAACUUAGACUGAUUGUUCUGCGAGAAAAAAAACAUAUGGUCAAAUCCAAAAGAAGGACAACAAAAGCCCACGGCACUAACAUUUCUGAUCCCUGGAACAUGUACCCAUGGGCAAAUCCAUUACCCACUCGACGGCAGCCGCACCGCACGCGGACAUUCCCUUCUCGUGCAUUCUAUCUGCGACGGAGCUGGCGGAGGUCGAGGCUGCUGGCUGCCCGACUCAGGGGCCCACAGUGGCCCGGGACUCGCACCCCCAGGCUUCUGCUCCAGUCUCCGCAGGCGUGAUGACCGCUGCCGCGUGCAGACGAACGGCUUUCACGGGCCACCAGACUUUCAGCUACCACCCUCCAGCCCAGGUGUUUUUGUGUUUCUCGGGCUCCCAGGCAGUGACCAAGACGCGGCGGUCGCUCGCUGUUCGCCACUACGCCAAUCAACGAGAACGUGACGCCUCCAUCCUGCCUCUGCUGUAG
Gaeumannomyces tritici R3-111a-1 is the source of this 649-nucleotide messenger RNA. RefSeq lists its product as hypothetical. The record is from RefSeq and is a predicted model, not a curated record. NCBI's taxonomy places the organism in Eukaryota, Fungi, Ascomycota, Sordariomycetes, Magnaporthales, Magnaporthaceae. The coding region runs from base 287 to 649 and encodes 120 amino acids. The transcript has 3 exons.